This is a messenger RNA of Pleuronectes platessa (European plaice), 2598 nucleotides long. RefSeq names its product ribosomal protein S6 kinase related b (gene rskrb). NCBI's taxonomy places the organism in Eukaryota, Metazoa, Chordata, Actinopteri, Pleuronectiformes, Pleuronectidae. The record is from RefSeq and is a predicted model, not a curated record. Gene Ontology annotation, biological process: protein phosphorylation. The coding region runs from base 1 to 1464 and encodes 487 amino acids. The transcript is spliced from 14 exons. Gene Ontology annotation, molecular function: ATP binding; protein serine/threonine kinase activity.
AUGUCGCCAUAUCUGUCAGUGCGUGUGUGGUGCCGUGAGGACGCGCACGACAAUGUGAGGACGCACGAGGAGCGGAUCCCGAGCCGAUGUCCUGACGGGCUGAUGGGGGCCGACGGCAGCAAACACAGGAAGAGGCCCACUGAGGGGCAGGAGGACGAGCCCUGCCCAUCUGGAUGGCGUGGCUUCCUCUCCAGCAUGGGCUUGUCAAUCCCAGCAGCACUAUGUCGCCUGGCCCCACCUGGCCUGCGCCUGGGCCAGCACCGAAUGCUCCAAGGCAAGUCCCCUGACAUCCCGGAGCACGUCCUGAGGUUGGCGGGAGUCGGCCCAGACAAGCUGAGAGCGGAGUGGAGCCUGCCGGGGUUCAUUAGUAUGUUCCUGCCCGAAUAUCCCCACAGAGCCCUUCCUGGGCAGGAACACUUUCAGGUGUUGGGUUAUAUCGCCAAAGGUUCAUUUGGACCCAUUCUGAAAGUAAAGGACAAGUCCAAACGGAAAACAUAUGCUGUCAAAGUUAUUCCUAAAUCAGAGAUACUGAGACUCGGGGUCUUAGAGCAGUCAAAAGAGGAAGUAAUAAUCCAGCGUCAGGUUCGCCACCCAUUUGUCCACGACCUCGAGGACUGCUGGCAGACACAGCGCCACCUCUACAUUAUGUGCGACUACUGCAGCACGGGAGACCUGUACACCUACUGGCAGAUGAUUGGUCAGUUCACAGAGGACACAGUACGAGUGUUUGCAGCGGAGUUGGGAUGUGCGCUCGGCUUUCUGCACGACUUUGGGAUCAUUCACAGAGAUGUAAAGAUGGAGAAUAUUCUGCUGACAGACAACGGACACCUCCGCUUAGCUGACUUUGGUUUGUCCCGUCGCCUGGAGAGAGGAGGACGAGCCUUUACAAUCUGUGGAACAAUCCAAUACAUGGCCCCAGAGGUGCUGAGUGGUGGACCCUAUAACCACGCAGCUGAUUGGUGGUCGCUGGGCAUUUUGCUUUUCUCAUUGGUUACUGGGAAGUUUCCUGUGCCUGCAGAAAUAGACCACUGCAGUAUGCUGAGGAAAGUGCGGGGUUUCCCCUAUGAAAUGCCCCUGAGCUUCAGCUCCCCAUUUGCCUUGCUAAUAACCGAGCUUUUGUGCAAGACUCCCGCCCGCCGCCUCAGGACCAUCGAUCGUUUCAAACGACAAACCUUCUUCUACGGAUCAACCUUCGACCUCGCUCUGCUGCAGCGCCAGCCCGUAGAGGUGAUUCUGGAGCUGAGAGAGAGGCCUGACCGAGCCGCCAAAGCUCGACGAGGCCUCACUUUGUCUCUGCAGCCACUUAAAGGCUUCGACUAUGACUUCCUGCUCAGCCCGCCAGCCACACCGGACACACAGCUGGACGCCGACACACAAACUCACGCUGUUGCACCGCUGCCCGGCCCGGCACUCCCACUGAAACCCACUCAGGAAAAUGUCCCACACAGAGAAGUGUUUGUGUGAUGGACUGAGAGUUUAUGAUUAUUCACCACACUAAAGAUAAAGGCCAACAACAGUAUACUUCUGCACACUUCUUACUCACCCUGAGACACUGGUGUGGUGCGCCUUGUAAAAUGUCUUAUUUAGUAAAAGCCAAAAUAGCUGAUUACAAUUUUAUUGUAUCUAUGGUUUUAAAAGGAAAAGAUUCAGUUCAGUAAAAAACAGUACAUUCCCAUUUGUAUCGGCAAGUUCUCUUUUUUUUUGUGCUGUACUGAACACAAUUUUUUACUUGUUUGCCUUUCUCCAACGAGCACCUUUUCACGCCUACAGUGGUUGCUCAACAAAUGUGCAAGAAAGAUUACACUAUUGUCCAUCUUCUUUCAGUUUUUACAGCUUUCUGGUCACAGUCGCCCUGUUAGGACAUAAUGUACGACUGCUCUGAAGUUCACUCCACAAUGCACAACACGUCUUUUCUUUCUUUAAAAAAAGGGAACAAAAUUAGGUAAUUCUGAAUAAGCCUGUCCUCUAUGCGUUCUUCACACUGCGAUACAACCUUUUCAUAAACUUGACGUUUUUACUGCCUAAACUCUGUCGCAGCAGAAAUGUCUCUCCUCCUCUUCUGUACUUUGUAAAAAAUCAACUACUUUAUCAUUUACAACGUGUCUCAGGGGAGCACUUACUGGUUUUCUCAAGUCAGCCUUGACUCUGACUCCAAGAUGGCUGAUGCAGACCAGAGCUGGGACUGUAAGGGUUGAAUGAACAACAAUUGUUUACCUUCACUGACCAUUUUGAUAGAUACAGGGCUUUUUCUAUUGUCCAUUAUGAACCCUAGCCAGUAAUCACACCUUCAUGCACUUACCUGAUCAUCAGAUUAUGUAACUGUUCUGUAAAGCAUGCCCUGAUGUGUACCCAGAAGGCCUCACGGUGAUCCCGACCUCGCUAUUAAUGGCACAAAGAUCCUUAUCUAUAAAUUCCUCUUUACAAAGUUUAUAUGAAUAUUUUGGAUGCUAUUUGAUGUUAUAUGUUAUGUUACGAUGUAUUUUUUUAAUUACCAUGUAGCACAGAUGGAAUAUUAAACUCUUAAUAUACAGGGAUUUUCUGGUUUUUAUCUGCAUUUAAUAAGCACUGUGAAUAAACACGCCCUGAUACACUGGUGAA